UUUGGCAAAUGACCUUGCUAUUGUGUUACAGACAAUAUAUAAAGCUGUGCAUGAAAUCAUUUUGCUUAAACCUAGUUUCAUCCAGGAGGUAUUUUUACUGACAACCUGACAAAGUCACCAUUGCUCUCAAAGUUAAGAAAAAUUUCAGCCAUUAAGUCAGCCAAAGACAUCUGUUAGAGCUACAAUACCGAAUCUCAGCAUGGAAACAGACAACAACAUUCAUGACAUUCGGAAGCAAGAAAAAGAUAAUAUAAAGCACCUCAACAACCGUUUUGCUGACUUCAUCAACAAGGUACAGGAACUUGAAAAAGAAAACAAAACGCUGACAGCAAAGCUUGAACUUCUUCAGAAUCAAAACUUCUACAAGUCAAAUAUUGAUGAAGUGCUUGAUGAUUGCCAGACAAACCAGAAGAAUCAGAUAGAUGCCUUAGAUGAAUGAGAGGAAAAAAACUUGAGAAAGAGUUAGAAAUGCUGGAAGAAAUGCUAGAAGAUCAGAAGCAAAAAUAUGAGGAUCAAAUCAACAAACGCACCAACUCUGAAAAUGAAUUUGCAGACAGUAAAAAGGCUUUUGAUGACACAUUCAUGAAAAAAAUUGAAACGGAAGAUAACAUACACACACUGAAUGAAGAAAUGGAUUUACUGAGGGAGAUAUAUGAUGAGGAGACCAAAGAAAUCAAUUCCUGUAUUGAGAAUGCCACAACUGUAGUGCAAUUGAAAAGCCACCAUAACCUGAAUACGGCUGCCAUUGUGGAUGACGCCAAAAAACAUUAUGAAGAACUUGCUUCCAAAGGCCGAAACGAGGCAGAGAAGGCUUACAGUUCAAUGUACAAUAAAAAGGCAGAAGAGGAUCAGAAUAUCAGCCGUGAUCUAAAGGAAAUCAAGUCACAGAUGAGCAAAAUUAUGAGACAGAUUGCAAAGCUACAAAGUGAAGUUGAUGCUGCUAAGAAGCAGCGUGAUUCCCUUGCACAAGCAGUUUCUGAAGCAGAGGAACAAGGGGAAAAGGCAAUCCGUGAAUCUCAGAAGAAUGUGGCAGAACUUGAAUCUUCACUGCAGAACACCAAACAGGAGAUGGCUCAACGACUGCAAGAAUACCAAUUGCUGAUGAACACAAAGCUGACACUAGAUAUUGAGAUUGCCACCUACAUGAAGCUCCUGGAAGGUGAAGAAAAGAGGACUCAGCACAUAGUGUAAAGGCCAAGCCUGAUCUUGAAAGUGAAGAUGUCCAAGGCUAUGUCCUGUGUACCAUCCAUAAAAUAUGAGGAGACACACUGAACAAAUAACUGUUCUAACAAGUCAUUUCUGUGUUUUUAAUGUGAAUGAACUUCCUGAUCACGACUGUGGGUGCUAUUUAAUCAUAAGCCCUUUCUUAUUUUAGCUUACUUAAAGACUUGGUAUAAUUUCAAUUAUUAUUUAGUUGCCAUUUGUUCUGCAAAUUGAUCUACUAGUCUAUUCAUAAUUAACAUAAAUGUAAUUACUAAAUAAUUUUUAGAUUAUUUUAUUUGCACAUAAUGUGAUUUUGGAAUUGCCUUUGUAACCAUGAAUAGUUGUUUGAAAAACAUUUGUAAAAUGUUUACUACACAGUGUGCUAUCCUAAAAAAUACACUUUCAUUCGUAACAAAUUCAUACCUGCUAUAAUUAGAGGGUCUAUUGUCAUACUGUGGUUCCAAGGUGUCUAAUAAACCCUUUUCAUUCCCCUUUUAA
This is a messenger RNA of Erpetoichthys calabaricus (reedfish), 1701 nucleotides long. RefSeq names its product keratin, type II cytoskeletal 8-like. The transcript has 8 exons. Lineage: Eukaryota; Metazoa; Chordata; Cladistia; Polypteriformes; Polypteridae. Gene Ontology annotation, cellular component: keratin filament. Bases 436 to 1191 code for a protein of 251 amino acids. The record is from RefSeq and is a predicted model, not a curated record.